Messenger RNA from Mytilinidion resinicola, 3006 nucleotides. RefSeq names its product VID27-domain-containing protein. Gene Ontology annotation, cellular component: nucleus; cytoplasm. The record is from RefSeq and is a predicted model, not a curated record. Lineage: Eukaryota; Fungi; Ascomycota; Dothideomycetes; Mytilinidiales; Mytilinidiaceae. The coding region runs from base 127 to 2532 and encodes 801 amino acids. The transcript has 3 exons.
GCUCGCGAUUUGCCCUGCCUACCCGCCCGCCAGCGCCAAAUACCCGUGGGGCCCUUCAAAGUCUCAGACACCCUGCCACCACCUCACCUCGGACCGCCCGAGUUCUAGCUGAACGUCUUUAUCACCAUGUUCAUGCUCAGGAACGUUAGCAAGUUCCUCUUCGGCGACGCAUCAAAGGAAUCCAUUAUCGAGAUCCCCCAGGGCCAGCUCUACCUCGUCCGACCUCUCUCCGUCAAGGGCUACUCCGAGCUCAUCUUCAAGGACGCGGCAGCCUCGAUCCGCCGCACUGGCCAGGAGUUCCAAUACCAGCUCGUGAUACAGCGCGCAUACGAGGAAGGCGAGGAAGAGCUUCUCGCGGAGGAAGACGGCGACGACGCUGCUGUUGAGGGUCUCGGCGGGGAAAAGGACGAGAAGACCUUCCUGCUCGACCCAAGCCUCCAGUUCCGGACCGACAUCCGCCAAACGGGGGAGAAGGUCUUUGCGUGGCGCGACUUGAGCGGCGACUACGGUGAUCUGUGGGAGUUUGUGUGCGACUCCGCUGUCCAGCCAGAGACUGCGGCACUGUUCGAGCGCGUGGCUCUCCAGUGCCAGUACGAGAGGAAGUUCCGUCGGAGCCACGAGCGCGCCAGUGAACAGGAUCUAGAGGACCUUUCCUACGACGAAGAGCCAAUUCCAGAAGCUAGCCCGCUUGCCAGCCCGGUGUCUAGAUCUCCAGUCCUCCCGCCUACUCCUGACGCUACGGCCUUGUUCCCGAAUACCACCAAGGAGAAGAUGUCUAAGAAGGUCGUCGGCAAGGGCAAAGAGCCCGUGCAGGAAGAGGGACCGACAGUCGCACCUCCAUCUGCAGCUCUGCCUGAAAGCCGCGAGGUGUUGGCUGACGACGUUGCGGAGCUACACCUCUUCGACUUUCCCUCUGGAACUUUCAUAAAGCAGGACCCCGAAGUCCAUGCGAGAGUCUUGGAAGUGGGCAAUUGGGAAUAUUGGCUUCAGAUCACUGGCAAGGACCGAGAAUGGCUCGGACAGCCUAUCAUUCCUGAGAUCAACCCCGUUUUCAACUUCGAAUACCAGUCCUUCAUCUUCAAUCACUACUUGGAGGAUGGCUCCGCUUACUCUUGGCUCUUGAAGUUUCCGACUGAAAAAGGCUUGGAAAACUUCCAGUCUGGGACCAUGCAGGCGCUGUGGGAGCAUCUCAAUCAGAUCAAGUGGGCGAAAGCCAAGGAGACUGAUCAGCAGUACGUGCUUGAUGCCUUCAACGAUCUCACGAUGGAAGACGCUCCAGAUGAAGAAGAGGAAGAGGAGGAGGACUAUGAAGGUGCAGAUGAUGGGAAGCGCAGCGAGCAUUACGACAGUGAUGAGUCCGAAGACGAUGUUGUCACCCGCGAUGAGGAUGGCAAUGUCAACUCUCAGCUCGCUGUGGGCUACAAGCAUGAUCGGUCCUUCGUUGUCCGAGGAUCCAAGAUCGGGGUCUUCAAGCAUACUCCGGACAAUCAUCUGGAGUUCUCGACCAACAUCUCUAAAGUUCAGACGCCUAAGGGCAAGCUGUUUAGUCCGAACAAGGUCAUGCUGCAUGCUGAGGAUACAAAUAUGAUUCUGCAGAACACGGAUGAUCCCAACUCGCUCUACCGUAUGGACUUAGAGUACGGAAAGGUGGUGGACGAAUGGAAAGUUCACGACGACAUCACUGUCAGGACCUUCGCUCCAGAGAAGAAAUUCGCCCAAAUGACCGGCGAGCAGACCUUCCUCGGCCUCUCAGGCAACGCCCUCUACCGCAUCGACCCCCGCCUCGCCGGCAACAAGCUCGUCAACACCGACCUCAAGACAUACGUCAGCAAGAACGACUUCUCCGCCGCCGCCACGACCGAAAAGGGCCACAUCGCCGUCGCCUCCAACAAAGGCGACAUCCGCCUCUUCGACCGCCUGGGCAUCAACGCCAAAACCCUCAUCCCCGCGCUCGGCGACCCCAUCAUCGGCAUGGACGUGUCCGCCGACGGGCGCUGGGUGCUCGCCACGACGCGCACCUACCUCCUGCUCAUCGACGCCCUCCAAAAGGACGGCAAGAACGCCGGCAAGCUCGGCUUCGAGAAAGCCUUCGCGAAGGACGACAAGCCGCAACCCCGCCGCCUCGGCCUGACGCCCAGCCACGUCGCGCAGUUCCAGCACGAGACGAAGCAGCCCAUCGCCUUCACGACGGCGCACUUCAACACGGGCCUCGCCGAUAAGGAAACCACCAUCAUCACGGCGACCGGCCCGUUUAUUGUCACGUGGAGCCUGAAGAAGGUGCUCGCGAACCGCAAGGAUCCGUACAGCAUUAAGCGGUAUAGCGAGGAGGUCAAGGCGGAUAAUUUCAAGUUUGGCAGUGAUAAGAAUCUGAUUGUGGCGCUGCCGAAUGAGGUGAAUAUGGUGGCGAAGCGCGCGCUGCAGCGGCCGACGCGGGAGAGUAUUGCGAGUCCGGCAAGGGUGGGCACGCCGCGGAGGAGUGGGGCGAGGGGGAGUUAUUUGGGGCGGAAUGAGAUUGUUAAUAGUCCGUUUUAGGUUGGGCUGGGGGGUGGCUGGUUAGUCGCCGAGCAUGGUUGGGGAGGUAGGUUAUGGCGAGGAUGAUGAUGGACGACUCCGGAUGGCUGUGGAGAAAAGGCUCUCUCUUCUCACCGGCGUUGGACAUGGACGGGUGAUGAAGGAGGCGAUUUUGAUGCUGUGUAACUUGCCCUUUUUUCUUUUUUGCUUAAUUGAUUCCCCCCUAGUCUUUUUCUUGUUCACGAAAGAUGGAUGAUCGGUGGAGGCAGAAGGGCUGCGGAUAGGUAGAGCCGUUAAUACAAGGUCUGAGGAAAAUGAUCUGGUGCUGUGGUACGUGAGGUCGACGCAAAGUGGAUAAUUCUUUCUUGUUUUGUCUGGUUUGACGAAGAUUAACGGUGAAGGUAGAAGAUGUGAUACGGGUAGAGCCACGAACACGAGACGUGAGCGAAACAGAGAUAGGCCAUCGAACUAUUGUGUUGUGAGGGCUGCGUAUGG